Clavispora lusitaniae ATCC 42720 is the source of this 1044-nucleotide messenger RNA. RefSeq lists its product as uncharacterized. Gene Ontology annotation, biological process: retrograde vesicle-mediated transport, Golgi to endoplasmic reticulum; endoplasmic reticulum to Golgi vesicle-mediated transport. The record is from RefSeq and is a predicted model, not a curated record. NCBI's taxonomy places the organism in Eukaryota, Fungi, Ascomycota, Pichiomycetes, Serinales, Metschnikowiaceae. Gene Ontology annotation, cellular component: membrane; endoplasmic reticulum; COPII-coated ER to Golgi transport vesicle.
AUGGAUAACUUCUCGCUGAAAGUUCGCGUGUUCGAUGCGUUCCCCAAAGUGGCGCCCGAAGCUUCUGUGCGAUCGCAACGUGGCGGUUUUUCCACCAUCCUCACCGUUUUUUGCGGCUUGUUGAUCAUAUGGAUCCAGAUUGGAGGAUAUCUCGGCGGCUACAUCGACAGGCAAUUCUCUGUGGAUAACGAGACGCGAAAAGACCUCAACAUCAACUUGGACAUGGUUGUGGCCAUGCCAUGCCAGUUCAUUUCGACAAACGUCAUGGACAUCACUAGCGAUCGAUACUUGGCCGGGGAAGUGCUCAACUUCCAAGGAACAGGCUUCUACGUGCCUGAGUUUUUCGCUCUCAACAGAGAAAACAAUGACUAUGACACCCCUGAGCUCGAUGAAAUCAUGCAAGAGACUCUCCGGGCAGAAUACGGCAUUGCCGGUGCUCGGGUCAAUGAAGAUGCGCCAGCGUGUCAUAUUUUCGGCACCAUUCCAGUGAACCAUGUACGCGGCGAGUUCUUCAUUGUGCCAAAGGGAAGCAUGUAUCGGGAUCGGCUGCUGAUUGAUCCCAAGGCAUAUAACUUCUCGCAUGUGAUUUCGGAAUUCUCGUUUGGUGACUUUUACCCAUUCAUCACCAACCCAUUGGACUUCACUGCAAAGGUGACUGAAGAGAAUCGCCAGGCCUACAGGUACUUUGCCAAGCUUGUGCCUACACACUACGAAAAACUUGGCUUGGUUGUGGACACCUACCAGUAUUCGCUUACAGAAAUCCACAACGUUGACCACAACCGGGGCAUACCGCCACCAGGAAUCUUCUUCGACUACUCGUUUGAGCCAAUCAAGCUCACCAUCAGGGAAAAACGUAUUGGCUUUUUCGCAUUCGUUGCACGGCUCAUGACCGUUCUUUCAGGCUUGCUUAUAGCUGCAGGCUACUUGUUCCGAUUGUAUGAAAAGUUGUUGGCGCUCUUGUAUGGUAAAAAAUAUGUCGAGAGAGACACCGAAAAGAGACUGGGAGGUCUUCUUGAUAAGCUGUUUACAGAAAAGAACAUUUGA